AUGAUUUAUGAGCUUCUUAGAGGUGUGCGCCAGCAUUUUGAUAGGUUCAUCAAAGACCUAAAGCCUGGUGAUUUGGAAAAAGCUCAACUUGGACUAGCUCACAGUUACAGCAGAGCAAAGGUGAAGUUCAAUGUUAACCGGGUGGAUAACAUGGUUAUUCAAGCUAUUUUCCUACUUGACACGCUUGAUAAGGAUGUCAAUUCCUUUGCUAUGAGAGUCAGAGAAUGGUACUCGUGGCACUUCCCUGAACUUGUCAAGAUAGUCAAUGAUAACUACCUUUAUGCCCGAGUUUCAAAGAUUAUCGAGGACAAGUCGAAGUUGUCUGAAGAGCACAUCCCAAUGCUUACUGAAGUCUUGGGGGAUGAAGAUAAGGCAAGAGAGGUUGUUGAAGCUGGAAAAGCAUCCAUGGGCCAGGAUUUAUCACCCGUUGAUCUGAUCAACGUCCAGACCUUUGCUCAGAGAGUUAUGGACCUUGCUGAUUACAGGAAGAAGCUCCAUGAUUAUCAUGUUACUAAAAUGAGCGACAUUGCUCCAAAUUUGGCAGCCUUGAUCGGAGAGAUGGUUGGUGCUAGGUUGAUUUCACAUGCAGGAAGUCUUACAAAUCUUGCCAAGUGCCCAUCUUCAACUCUCCAGAUUCUCGGUGCUGAGAAGGCACUUUUCAGGGCGCUGAAAACACGUGGAAACACACCCAAAUAUGGUCUAAUAUUCCAUUCGUCAUUCAUCGGGCGUGCAUCUGCCAAAAACAAGGGCCGUAUUGCUCGUUACCUUGCAAACAAGUGUUCCAUUGCUUCCCGGAUUGAUUGUUUUGCAGGUAUAAAUUAG
Molecule: messenger RNA, 822 nt
Organism: Camelina sativa (false flax)
Lineage: Eukaryota; Viridiplantae; Streptophyta; Magnoliopsida; Brassicales; Brassicaceae
Product: nucleolar protein 56
Cellular component (GO): box C/D methylation guide snoRNP complex; small-subunit processome
Molecular function (GO): snoRNA binding
Source: RefSeq, a predicted model, not a curated record